AUGCUCGAAUGUGCUGAGAAGAAGAGACCUUAUGUUGAUACUUUUGUCUAUGAGCUUGGCCUUCAUGAGGCAAACCUUACAAAACGAGCCAAAAUUGAUCAAUUGAAGCUCCAUGAGGAUGAGUGGGCUCGUAUUGCUUUAUUUACAUCUCUCCUAGCUCAUGCCAACAAAGCUCAGCAAAGUUUCUCGUCUGAUAGGGGAGCAUCCCUUCAUCUUGCUUUGCCAGCUCUCGAAGCCUUACACAAGGCCUGGUUGACACAUUCCAAGCAUCCCAAGUAUGAGUCAUUUUGUCAAGCCUUAUAA
This is a messenger RNA of Suillus subalutaceus, 303 nucleotides long. RefSeq lists its product as uncharacterized. NCBI's taxonomy places the organism in Eukaryota, Fungi, Basidiomycota, Agaricomycetes, Boletales, Suillaceae. The coding region runs from base 1 to 303 and encodes 100 amino acids. The transcript has 3 exons. The record is from RefSeq and is a predicted model, not a curated record.